AGCCUCGCACGGCGCGCAGGACCCGUGCCGUUCCCGGCACUCGGGCAAGUGCUCAACCUGAAUGUGACAGUUAACAAAGCGCAGUAGUGCCCAGCUUUCCGUCGGUAGCGUAGUGUGUCUCUGUAACAAAUCUUGCUUGGUGAAGAGUAGGCAGAGGCUCAAAGCUCUGUUUAAACAUUGAUUGUACUGUCUGUGAUACUCACUGCGUUUGUGCAAUCUGAUGUGCAUUAAUGUGUUACUACUUUACAGAGUGGGAAGCUUGCUAAGCUGCUUUGAUAUACUGGCAGGUGUGUUUUGCAAAUUCUGUCUCUGCAUGUUGAAGUAUUGAGGGAGUGUCCCUGGAACAGUUGAGGUGCUGUUUUGAGUGGUCUACAGAUAUGCAGGAAAAUAGUAUUGAGUCUUAAUUUCUUCAUAUAAAAGUUAUUUAUAUGUUGUUUUGCGUAGGGGUUUUAGCUGGCAUCAGUGUGGGUGUGUAUGUACCUAUUACAAAGAAAAUAGCAAAUUACAUGCAUUAGUAGAUGUUUUCUGUGAACAUAUCUUUGCCUGUUAGCGAGCUCUCUGGAGUGGGACAGUACGUCAGUGUACAGGCAUACACGCAUGCUUGCAUAGCUGCAUGUGGAAAUCGUGGAUGGCAGAAGCCUGCAGUUACAGAGAUCUCAGUGGGAGUGAUGGAGAGGGUCAGUGAUAGGGAAAAGGACUUGCGGCUUGUACCAGUGAUUGGCAGACUUCUGACACGGCUCGUCCUGAAUACAGCAAGAGUCCUUGGAGCAUUUCCAGGAGGGGUGUAGUGAGGGCUGCAGAACCAAUGCCCUGUUCUGUGACGGGUAGUAGAAUUGUGCAGUACCGAUUCUCCUUCCUUCCUUUUUCCACAUCAUCUCCCUUACUGAAAGCUUCUCCUCCCACUACCCUGCUGCUGUUGGUGUAUUCUGUCUUAAGUGCUGUACUUGCUGUUACUCAUUUUUUCUGCCCCCCCCUUGAGGAAGAGUGCUUGUUGGAAUAAUGAAGAUGGAGGAGGGUGGCUCUCACUGUGACUUUGAAAUGGAGGGAAGUGAGGCAAUGGCAGGGCAAUCACUGAAAUUUAAGUUCUUGUGUAACAGUGCCAACAUUGUAGCAUGGCUUUCUUUAUAAUCUCUUUGAUGAGCCUUAUGCUGCUGAUUUGGCCACCAGGCAUGCAUAAUCGUGUGCAAAUACAGUAUAUUAUGGUAAAGUCAGAUGAACUGAGUAUUCUCUGCUUGCCCUAGUUUUAAGUUUAAUACAAAUUUACUGUACUUACAUGUGCUGUUGGGCUUUUAUUUUUUUGUAUUCCAUACUUGCAUUACACUUAAACAGUUGUUUUUAGGUAGUGUGAUAGUAUGGGAAGGAACAUUUGAGGAGGAAGGAAAGGAUAACUUUCAAACCAUUCUAUAGGUAAUUCUAGUAAGCUUGAGGAAGUGACCUUUAGUCACAUUUAGUAGAUGAUAUAAAUGAAUGAGACACCUUUCCAACAAACGUCUAAAUAUCUGCUGCAGGUUACAUCAAGUUUAAGGCAAGGAACCGAUCAUUUAAAGUGCUUCAGUUAAAAAAGAAAGCCAAAAAACCUGCAUUGCAUUGAUUAAACAUUUUUCCAGAUAUGUUUGAGUAGGUCUUAUUUUUAACUAUUAUCUUUCUUUGAAUAGCUGUUCCUAGUCAAAGGCUGAAUAUAAUAGUUAUUCUGAAACUACAAUGUAAAAAAUAAUAUCUGCAGAGCUGUAUUUUCAGAUAUGGCAAUAUAGGAUACUACCAAACAUGCAUUUCUUGUCUGACAAAAUAAUGGAGACACUCUGUUAGCAUUUUGGUUUUUAAAGAUAAAAUCAGUAUUUAUUCAGUGAAAUCUGUAAUACUUUUAAAAAAUCUGCUCCCCCUCCCCAUCUAUAUUUUUAAAAGGCAGUUUAAUAUUUGUUGGCAGGUCAGGUUGUGGUGUGGCUUUCUGUUGUUUUUUUCCAAGUGAGCUAACUUAAAACGGGAGAUAAGAGAACUUUGAAAAUGAAACUUUGAUUUUGGUUGGUGAGAAGAUGCAAAUAAAAAUACAGAGAAAUAAAGUGCAAAUAUAAGGAAAACAUUCUGUUAUCUUAGUAGCCAACUAAAGAAUAAAAAUUAUUUGGUUUAUGGUAUGCAUCAUCUUCUUUACAUGUGUCUCACGGUUUCAUCUUUUGAUGAGUAGUGACAGUAAACUUUGUGCUGGCCAGGAGCAUCAGAGUGCUGAAGGAGGUUGGAGGGAAGCGUUCAUCUAUGAUUCCAUCCAUUGCAGAUUGGAAAUAAAUAUUUCCAGGAAACUUUGCCCUUCAAGAACGUAUUUCCAUCAGCAUAUUUAAGUGACAGAGAAACAAGGAGGAUAGCAUUGUGAUAAAAAUGGAAGUUGACGUAAAUGGAGAGGCCAGAAGUACCCUGUCUACCCUCCCUGUGCCUCUUGCUGAGGUGAGUCCUGUGGGCAGAAUGGAAGCAGAGAAGCCCCGCUGUUCCAGCACCCCCUGCUCACCAAUGCGGCGGACAGUUGCAGGAUAUCAGAUCCUUCACAUGGAUUCUAAUUACCUGGUUGGCUUCACAACUGGAGAGGAGCUGCUGAAAUUAGCCCAGAAGUGUACAGGAAGUGAAGAGAAUAAAGGGGAAUCUGGGCCAAACUGGCAUUCCAAACAGCUUGAUUCUGGACUUACGCGUUCCUCCCGUUUGUACAAAACUAGAAGUAGGUACUAUCAGCCAUAUGAGAUCCCAGCAGUAAAUGGAAGGAGGAGACGACGGAUGCCCAGCUCAGGGGAUAAAUGCACUAAGGCUUUGCCUUAUGAACCUUACAAGGCACUUCAUGGUCCCCUGCCUCUUUGCCUUUUAAAAGGUAAAAGGACUCACUCAAAAUCUCUGGACUACCUCAAUUUAGAUAAAAUGAGUAUUAAGGAACCUGCUGACACAGAAGUGCUACAAUACCAGCUCCAACACCUUACGCUUAGAGGGGACCGUAUGUUUGCAAGAAAUAACACAUGAGCUAUCAUCCUGUUAGAACCAAUUUCUGAUUAUUUCUCUGUUGCUGUGAAAAUCCACUGUUGUACUGUGUACAUGACUGUCCACGCUGUAGGCAGUUGUAUCAGCUAAAUGUUAUCAAAAAGUAACCUUAUUUUAAUAGAAUCUUGUCAAUGCAGUGCAUUACAACUACUUGGAGAGAGAAAUCUUUCCUGAGCAAGCAGCUUCUGAUGCAAAUUUGACUGCAGCUGGUGAAUAUUUCUUUGGACAUCUUGUCCAGGUUUCAACUGGGAUAGAGUUAAUUUUCUUUUUGUUAGCUGAUGCAGUGCUAUGGUUUGAUUUGGUGUAAGAACAAUGUUGAUAACAUACUAAUGUUUUUAGCUGUUGCUAGGUAAUCUCUACUAAAUCAAGGACUUCCAGUUUCUCAGGCCCUGCCAGUGAGAAAGCUGGAGGGGCACAGGAAAUUGAGAGGGGACACAGACAGGACAGUGACCACAACUAGCCAAAGUUGGAUAUUCCAUACUGUAGAACAUCAUGCCAAGUAUAUAAACUGGGGGGAGUUGGCUGGGGCCUGUGGAUCACUGCGCAGAGACUGGCUCGGCAUCAGUCAGCAGGUAGUGAGCAAUUGUACUGUGCAUUACUUGAGUUUUUUUCCCCCUCUUUCCCUUUGGGUUUUAUUCCUCUCCCCUUCUCCCUCCUCUUCAUUACAGCUGUUAUUAUUAUUUUUAUUAUUAGUGUUUAGUUUAUUUUAUUUCAAUCAUUAAAUUGUUCUUACCUCAACGCUCCAGUUUUACCUUUUCCCUCAAUUUCUCUCCCCAUCCUUUGGAGUCUGGGGGAGUGAGCGAGCAGCUGCAUGGUACCGAGUUGCUGGCUUGGUUAAACCAUGACACACCUUUUGAUAAAGAAAAAAAAGUGUUUGAUUUUUGGGUUUGGGAAGUUUGGGUUUUUUGUAGUUAGAUCUAGUAUUUACAGCAAUUUAACACUGGAAAAAUUGGUGAUGUCUGCCUCGUUGCGAAUUUUGGCUUGAUGUUAGAAAUCGCUCUUGGAUAAGUACUCAAGUUUAGGAAGUUUUUGGCUUUAGUUCAUGUUCCUGUAUUCUACAGGAAAAUGUAGAAAAAGGUGAAGUUUUUUGCUUGGUCUAUAUUUUUUUUUUUUACAUAAUUGAGAAGAAAAUUAGCUUGGCUAAAUUGGAUCACUUGCUAGUUAAACAAUCCAAUUCAAACACUUUCAAACCGUGCUGUCACUGGUGAUGGUGAGAUUCACUCAUAAAGCAAACUUCUGCUGCUUGAAUCCUGUUAAAUUAUUUUUUAGUUUGUGUACUGAAGUAAUUGCUUUACCUCCUCUGUUCUGUAAAACUUGUUCAGGGUAUUUGGUUUAUUAAAACCAAACCUUUUGGGGAUUGAAAUUUUUUUGUCAUUGUUAGUGGGAUUUAUUUUUUACACUGUAUUGACACGCAAACAAGGAUUUACUGCAGAUUCCAGUAAAUACACUGGAAUGGCCACAUUGGUAUGCCAAUAAUGUUUUUAAUUCUAAUUCAUUAUUUCUUUAUCAUUUAUAGUAAUGGAAGGUGUCAGAUAACUUCAGCAUUGAUUUGGAAGUGCACUUGAUUUGAAGCACUGAACACCUGAGGUCUGGAAGGCUGAUUAUUUUUUUUUUUUAGUUAGUUGUUUGGUGGGUUUUUUUGGAUGGAGUGCAGGUGAAGUAUUUCGGUAUUAGCAUUGAAGAGAUUAUCCUGGAUUAUACAACAGAGUAGAUUGAAUACAUUGGGUUACUUUUGUUAAGAUUUUUUUUAUUCAAACAUGACAUUAAAUGCAGUUUUGACAGCUGUAUUACUAGAUGUGUUUAAAACAUUAUAGUAACAUGUUUAAAAAUGAAAAAUAGUUUUCAGAUCUUUUUUUAGGUGCAGUCUUUUACUAGAGCAGUGUGCAACUUGGUUUUGCUGAUGACUGCUGCAGAAGUUAAAAAUGAGAUCACAUUGUUUUGAAACAUAAAUUAGUUCAUCAGCUAUUUCUGGUAGAAUUAAGAUAUUUUUUGUUUGUUGGUUGGUUUAUAAUUCAGAAUUAAUAGAAGGCACUAGUAUAGUGAAAUUCACUGUGGAAAACGAAGAGGAGUUCUCAUUCUGUCACUGCUUCCACAGUUGUAAAUGAAGGCAGCCCAGUAGCCUGCAUUUUGCUGGUUUGGUUUUGUGUUUUUUUUUUGAGUUAUUGUAAUAUCUGCAACGAAGUGAUGUGUUUUCUGAAAGUUAACUACACCUGUGUAAAUUUAAUGCAUUGAACAAUGAUCUUGAAAGUAAAAUCUUCCUAUAUAGUCUUUAGUUUGAAAAACAGAACAUGGUCAAAUGCCAAAGAGAUGGGGAUUUUGUUUAAGGAAUAAACACCACUGUUUAUUGAAAUACUCUAUGAAACUGUAUUUCUGGCUGCAAAAUAAAAAGGGUGGUAUAAAAGUC
Molecule: messenger RNA, 5413 nt
Organism: Falco peregrinus (peregrine falcon)
Lineage: Eukaryota; Metazoa; Chordata; Aves; Falconiformes; Falconidae
Gene: MACIR
Product: macrophage immunometabolism regulator
Exons: 3
Coding region: 2368-2991 (207 amino acids)
Biological process (GO): negative regulation of fibroblast migration; negative regulation of cytokine production involved in inflammatory response
Source: RefSeq, a predicted model, not a curated record